GGAAGACAGAAAGAGAGGAGGACACAAAGUCACUUCUCUAACAGCAGCAGAAGUCACAACGCAAAGAGCCUCGUCUGAAAAGUAGGCAUGGCAGUUUGGGACAAAAAGAUUCCCUGGGGCUUGGUUUUCCUCCUGGGAGACCCAGGUCACAAAGAGAAUCUGUGGUUGUCUGUCUGUGGACCAGGUGCCGUGGCUCAGACUGUGAGUGUGAACUAUCCUGGACCCGUUUGUGCCGUGGAAAGAUCGACCGUCACCCUCCUCUGCACCUUCACUCCCAUCAGCUCCUGGACUCUGGAAGGAAGAAACGUUCCACUGCAGAUCGUCAGAGUCGUCUGGUGCCAGAACCAUUUGAUCUGUCAAUCAAUCACACCGUCCGUGUAUGACAGCGAGUCAAAGAACAACGCUCCUCGUUACCUGUACCUGGGAGACAAGAAGGGAAACUGCACGUUACAGAUCAGCGAUCUGCAGAAGAAAGACAACGCCGUCCUUCGCUUCCGAAUGGAAGUAAAUCACACUGUAGGACAUUUCACUGACACAUCCGGAGUGACAGUGACAGUCGUUGACAAAACUGAAAUGAGAAUCAUCAGCUCCAGUGAUGAGGAAGUGACGACAGCGGGCCAGACUGUCACGCUGCGCUGCACGUCGAACUGCACCUUCCACCAACUGAGGGUCAGCUGGUACAAGGAUGGACACGCCCUCCAAGAGUCUGGCCUCGCCCUCCAUCUGGGCCCUCUGACUGCAGGGGAUUCUGGGAGCUACGCCUGUGGUUUGAACACCAACCCUAGGAUGCACUCCCCGCCACACACGCUGCGAGUGAAGGUCGCAGAAGGAGGCGGAGUUCUGCUGCCUCUGACAGUCGGUGUGACGCUCACCGUCCUGUUGGCUCUCAGCUCUCUCGCACUGGUCUUCUUCAUCAUCAGAAGGAAGUCAGCUGCCAAUCAGGAUCAGGGAGCUGUGGAGGGUGAGGUGGAACAAAAGAUGAGUCGUCCUGAUGUCAUCUUCAGCAGCAUCCAGCUGCCCGAGGAGCAGGACGUCAGCUACGCCUCCGUCCAGUUCAAACACCAGACACAGGCACAGACCAGAGCGGUGGUGGAGGCAGACGACGCCCUCGUGUACGCGUCUGUAGUCAUCAGAGGCCGAGGCCACACGUCAGCAUCCAGCUGCUCUGGGGCCUCAGGGAACUUCACUGCUCCACAAGGGAAAUGUGCUGCUGGGCCCCAUCGUACAGGCCAGGUGCAUUGUGGUCCUUCAGACUGUAGAGCAGCUGCUGGAUUUGACGAUUGAGAUGAUGAACAUGAUGAUGAGGAGCCUGUGGUUGUUUUCAGUUUCCUUAUAAAUAAAGAUCAGUGUGAAACAGGA
This is a messenger RNA of Scophthalmus maximus (turbot), 1359 nucleotides long. RefSeq lists its product as uncharacterized. The transcript is spliced from 7 exons. The record is from RefSeq and is a predicted model, not a curated record. Lineage: Eukaryota; Metazoa; Chordata; Actinopteri; Pleuronectiformes; Scophthalmidae. The coding region runs from base 88 to 1284 and encodes 398 amino acids.